Messenger RNA from Triticum urartu, 633 nucleotides. RefSeq lists its product as uncharacterized. The record is from RefSeq and is a predicted model, not a curated record. NCBI's taxonomy places the organism in Eukaryota, Viridiplantae, Streptophyta, Magnoliopsida, Poales, Poaceae.
UCACCUUCCUUGAGCACAAGCCACACAGCCACUCUCCAACUACCACUGGUUAGCUAGCUAGCUGAUCAUCACACAUAUAUAGAACUUAACUAACAAGAGAGCUAGCCAGUAUAUGGGAAGGAGGUCGUCCUUCUUCUGCGCCAUAUUCAGCUUCUCGCGGAGGUCGAGGCGGUACGCCUACGUCGACGACGAGGACAGCGACUGGGAGCAGCCGCCGGCGCCGGGGCUGCGCAAGGUCAGGUCCAGCGACGAGGACUCCGGGUGGUGGGUCGGCGAGCGCGACGUCGACCAGAAGGCCGCCGACUUCAUCGCCGGCUUCCGCCAGAGGAGCCUCGUCGCCUGAACCCAUCCGCCCAGCUGCCGCUGCCGCCUAUACAUGUACGUACGUGCCCAGCUAGGGCGUACGUCCAGGUUAUUACUACGUAUAGGGAAUAAGAUCGAUCUGCCGGGAGCUGGCGCGUACGUACGUGCCUGGCUAGCUUCCCGAUGAGCUAGUAUUUAUGUAGACAUAUCAAGCGUGUUGAUGUGAUCAUAUGUUAUGUAUCUUCGGUGUGCAGCUCGUGUGCGUGAGUACUAUCUACGUUCGUAAAGUGUUCUGUCGAAUAAUGCAACGCAGGAGAUGAUAAGGGGUUU